Balearica regulorum gibbericeps (East African grey crowned-crane) is the source of this 1696-nucleotide messenger RNA. The record is from RefSeq and is a predicted model, not a curated record. NCBI's taxonomy places the organism in Eukaryota, Metazoa, Chordata, Aves, Gruiformes, Gruidae.
AUACUACGCGUAUCUUCAGCAAGCUCAAGCGUUUUACACGUUUCCAUUCCAUCAGAUGAUGACUGCAACGCCUAACAUGGAAAUCAUGAGUGAGCAGCCGACUCUAGAGGGCGUUCCAGAGCCAAACAUUGCUCAGGAGCCUCCAAAAGAAGUUAAAAAAGGAGGAAGGAAAAGAAAAGCCAAAGCAACUGAGCCAAAGCAACCCAAAAAGCCUGCUGCUAAAAAAGAAAAAUCAGCCAAGUCAAAAGGCAAACAAGAAAAGAUCACAGAUACUUUUAAAGUCAAAAGAAAAGUGGACCGUUUUAAUGGUGUAUCUGAAGCGGAACUUCUGACCAAGACUUUACCUGACAUCUUAACAUUUGAUCUGGACAUUGUAAUAAUUGGCAUAAACCCUGGCUUGAUGGCAGCUUACAAAGGACAUCAUUACCCUGGACCUGGAAACCAUUUUUGGAAGUGUCUGUUCAUGUCUGGUCUAAGUAAUGAACAGCUGAACCAUAUGGAUGACCACACCUUGCCACAUAAAUAUGGGAUUGGAUUUACAAACAUGGUUGAAAGGACAACACCUGGAAGCAAAGACCUUUCCAGCAAAGAGUUUCGAGAAGGAGGACGAAUUCUGAUGCAGAAGUUACAAAAGUAUAAACCUCGUAUAGCAGCUUUCAAUGGAAAAUGUAUUUAUGAAAUUUUUAGUAAAGAAGUUUUUGGAAUAAAAGUUAAGAACUUGGAAUUUGGACUGCAGCCACACAAGGUGCCAGAUACAGAAACGCUCUGCUACGUUAUGCCAUCAUCCAGCGCAAGAUGUGCUCAGUUUCCUCGUGCGCAAGAUAAAGUUCAUUAUUACAUAAAGCUUAAAGACUUAAGGGAUCAACUGAAAGGCAUUGCACCAAACACAGAGGUGCAGGAGGUGCAGUACACAUUUGACUUGCAACUUGCACAAGAGGAUGCUAAAAAGAUGGCUGUCAAAGAGGAGAAAUAUGAUCCAGGUUAUGAAGCAGCAUAUGGAGGAGCUUACUGUGAUCGUGCACCAUAUGAAAGUGACCAGUGCAAUUUCUCUUCAAAUGGAACUGCGAGCAAUCCGCAGUACGGUGAGGGGCCAUCCUUCGGUGAAGUUCCUAAUGGACAAUGGAUGACGCAGUCCUUUGCAGACCAGAUCCCAGAGUUCAGUGCUGGUGUGACACGGGAAGAAGAGGGAAGCAGUGCGUGAGAGCUGUUUCUUCUCAGCUAUGCAUACAUGCUGCAGUUUUAAUGCAGUGAUCAAGAUUGGUACCUCGGUUCUCCAACUGAAGCGUUUUAAUAGUAUUUUAUCUCCCCUAGUUAUUUUAGUCUAAAGUAAGUGUGUGGUAGGCUCAAAUCAAUGAACUAGGUAAUUUUAAGGAACUGUCCAAACUUUUUUAAAAAAAGUUAACCCUUUUUUGUAUAUGAGUUUUAUAUUUAAUGUAUACCAUUUCUUGCAGUUUUUGACAAAUUUCUUUCUCAUUUGUGAAGAUUUCUUUGGGGCGUUAAUUUUAUUGCAUAAAUGGUCAUGUAGUAGUAACAGCAGCAGGAUACUUUUCCUGGUGCUUCAAUAUUUGGCUAUCUUGUCAUCCUUUUAUAUCCAGAGGGGAAAAUGGGAAGUGUACCCUUAUCUUACACAAAGUGGUGUUUUUAAUCAUGCACAAUUAAGCAAAUUGUGCUUUUUAAGCCUGCCUUUUACCUUCUU